AACAUACAUCUUUGAACUAUGCAGGCCACUGCAGCAGUAGAAACAGAUUCUGAUAAAAACUACCACAAAAAUAGAGGACACUUCCAAAAUGACAAACUUUAUAAACCUAGGAAAGAAAAUAUGUUAUUUUCCAACGGUUACAACGAAGCUAAAUUGACCUUUCCUAAUGGUGAAGGGGACUCCUUGGCAACAGAAGAAAGAGCUAGUGACAAAGAGAACAGCAGAGUUAACCAGAGAGAUUUAUCAGAACUGUCAUUUUCAGAAAGUCAAGAUACUAACGGAGAGAAUAUUUUCUCCCAGUCAAGUGAGUUUGAAGACAGUUUUGACUAUGCUUUUUUGAAUGAGACUUAUUCUAUCCAUUAUUCAGAAUCAAAACUCAAGGAUGAAAAUCUUUUGCAUUUAUAUUCAGAAUUACAUCCUAAAGUACACAAAAGAGUAGAGAUGUUUUUCGAUACUUUAGGACCUCAAGAUGAUAAUAGCAUUGGAUUGGGAAGGAGCCCGGAGGCUUCAGAUGCUGACUAUGGAGACAUGCAGAAGAGUAACAUGGACGAGGACUCCCGGCAGGAAUACUACAGCGCAGAGCUGGAGUACAUAAGUGCACACUUGUCAUUCGACCCAUCGAAGACAGUGAGCAGGUCCAGUCUGGGUGUCAGUGAGUUGAAAACAUCAAGCCAUGGCUUUAAAUGUGGUGGCAAUUUAGAAGAUAAUCACCGUAAAUUAGAGAGUGGUCCUAGCCCCUCUUUGGAGUCACUCAAUGGUUUUGCACAAGAAUGUUCACCUCAGGUCUCUAUAUCUCAGAGUUCUGAUACGUUAAAAGGAUACCAUGAGCCAAAAUAUGAAAAAUACAAGGAACAAGAGGUUGGCUUAACAUAUCAUAAAGCAUUCGAUGAUGUUUUACAGAAAAGCAGUUCUCCCUUUAACCCUCAGAAAGUACCUGAAACUCAAGUGUAUACUAAAGAAAUGAAAUCUCAGACAAUUGAAAGUAAAAACUUUUAUGGAAAUAGAAUUUUCCAGAACAAAGCAUCACAGCACCCUGAGAAUGCAACCAUGUUUCCCCAAGAGCAAGCCCUCGAGACACACUUGAAGGUCAACGGUGCUCACCAGCCUUCUGGGCCUUACAUUCUAGAUGACUCAGUCCUUUCUCUCUGUGGCUCUUUGCAAUACAAAAGCCUCCCUGAGCCAGGCUUUUUCACUCCUGUGAUGCCAAUACCACCACGGGUGGCAGUCACAGAAAAUCAGGCAGAAGUAGAAGGCAGCCGCCUACACCAUGUACAAGGCAGUGCCACAAAUAAAACAUGCUCUCUGAUGAAAGAAAUGUGUCUUAAGUCAGUGCCAGAUGCAGCGACAUGUGUAGCUGCAGUUCAGCAGACACUGGAUGUGAGCAGCAGAGCAAAUGCAAGCUCUUCUGUAGUGUCUGCAUCAAGCAACACAGAGACAAAAAUGGUGAGGCAGAGUCAACCUGAGGAGUGGCAAAGUGACAAACGAAGCGUGGCCUGUAACACCGACUGGUCAUGUGGACAGCAGUUCAGAGAUGCGCAGGCGCCUGCCCCAGGAAGUGAGUCAGGAAGGCGACUCUCAACUGGUUGCUUAAAGCCUAGUGGGAACUCCCUGAAUGAGAACUUCUUGGAAUUAAGAAAAAUAUUUGAUACCACAGACAGACAGAAACAUCCCGAGAGGGCAUUUCAGCUUUGGGAAGAGAAGACGUUGCCGUCAAAGUGCUGUGAGAAGACCACUGAGAGGGCCGUGAAGGCGGAGAUGCAUCUUCUGGACGUUUGCUACCAGAUGUGCCAUCACCACUGUCACCACAUUUACAAACUUGUAAUGGAAAAAAGAGCGGGACUCAAUAGGAAUUUACCAACUGACUCUGCUAAGAAGGAGUUAGGCUCAGCACUGCAGUCUGUCCUGGGCGACUUGAAAGUUAGGUACAUGAACUUGAAAGAAAAAGUCCGCACGGGCACACCACUGGAAGAGCUGCCUCCAUUGUCGGUAGAGGCCAGACUCUUAUCUGCCUUCUCUGAUUUUGCUUCUGGGCUAAUGAAAGAAGAAGCUUGCAGCCUUUCAGGAUCAAAUUCUGAGCUAGAUAAUCAGAGUCUACCUGAUGUUGAUGUUUCUCCAAGCCUACUAAAGACAUUGUCCCAGAUGUCUUUUAUAUCUGACAAUAGCCAUCCUAAGCAAGAUAAACCACCCAUGAACAAUGUUUUUAAAAAGGGUGAUAUAAACACGGGCUUUAAUCACCCGAAGCUCAACAACAAAGAGUGUAAAACCAUCCACGAAGCAAGUGAAGACUGGUUUGAUGCCACAGAGAGGCUGACUGGAGCUGACUUCUCAGUAACUCAAGAAAACACAGCAGAAUAUGAGGAAUGGGAGCCAAAGAAUUCAUUAGAAUUGAAGAAUACUGAACUGCUUCGAAGAAGUAAAGGCUUUUUGGUACAUGUUGGUGGUCUUUGCCCUUCUGUAUCGGAGUCUGAUCUAAGGUCUCAUUUCCAGAAAUACCAAGUUUCUGAAAUUUCAAUUUAUGAUUCUCCUACUAAUUACAGAUAUGCAUCUCUUGCUUUUGUAAAAAACAGUAAUGCAAAGAUGGCUGUGAAGGAAAUGAAUGGAGUUGAAAUCAAUGGAAAGUCUGUGAACGUGCGGCUUGUGAAAAUCCCUGGAGAGCACAUACCACCAUCUCUGUCCACAACCGGGAAUAGCACUAGUAUGAGUCAUUUGGAGAAAAAUACCAACAAAGAUGCCACCUCUGCUUCUUCCACUUGUAGACUGCCCAGAGCUAGAUCAAGGCAGCUGGAGUCUGAGCAAGACAGUGAGUUUCCUCCCUUGGACCAGGGUGUCAAGAAAAAUUGUACCCAGAUCAAAUCUGGUCAGUUAUUACCUGAGACACCUUUUCAGUUCAUACCUCCAAAUACAUUAAACCUUCGUAGCUUCACCAAGAUCAUGAAGAGACUGACUGAACUGCAUCCAGACAUCAGCAGAGACCACAUUAUAGAGGCUCUUCAGGAAGUGAGGAUAAAUCACAAAGGCUUUCUGAAUGGUUUGUCCAUCAAUACCAUUGUAAAAAUGACUUCAUCUUUUCUGAGAAACUCUGCUUCCCGUUGAAAUAAAUGAAGCAAUACAGAGAAAAUCUUUGGAAAGUAUGAGUACCCUUCAUCAGAGAAAGUUCUACCUCAAUUAGGAGAAAGCCGUGAUAAUACGAUCAGACAGCUCUAUAAUUGGACUUAACACCUGAAGUAUUCUACCUGAUAGUCCUCCUUUAAAACCUGGUGACAACAGACAUGUAGUAUUAAAAUCUGUAUGCAUGUUUUAUUAUGUUAAAAACUUUAUUUCAAAAUUAUCACUCAAGACUUCAAGCUGUGUAUUUUGAAUCAGAAAAAAAAUGUGGUUAUGUUCAUUUAUAAAUCAUCAUUAAUAAGUCCAUUUGAAAAAUACUGUCCAGAAAAAAAAGUUUAUUGCUACUGUUUCAAAGUUCACUACACAUGUAAAAAUUAUGUGAAGUUUUUACAGAAGUCGUAUGUGAACAUGGAAUUCACAAGUCCUACAUGAACAUGGAAUUGCUAUGGAGCUUACACUGUAGCUUCAGCUUUUCACACUCAGAUUGGAGCACAGGGUUCAGACCAUCGCUGUUGAGAGCACACCGGGAUGAGCAGGCUGUGCUGCAUGAGUGUUCUCUGGCAGCAGAGUAAGGUAUUCAGGGCUGUUUUCCCAGCUGUGCUGUGCAAGGUGCUGAAGCAUAACAGGCCAUGUUCUGGCCUGCGUUUUACUAUGGGUUUUAUUGUACUAGACUCUAAACUGAAUGUGCUUCUCUAUCUCAGCAAUAUGGAAUGUAGGCUUAAUACUCUGUUCCCUUUCUAAAAGUAGCUAAUACACUGGUUAAAGCUGUAUUGGUACUGAUGAUAACCUUAACAUUUAGUACUUUUCAAAUGUUUAAAAUGCUUCAUUGUUCUUGUCUGAUUAAAA
Arvicanthis niloticus (Nile rat) is the source of this 3951-nucleotide messenger RNA. It is a transcript of the gene Rbm44, whose product is annotated as RNA binding motif protein 44. Gene Ontology annotation, cellular component: catalytic step 2 spliceosome. NCBI's taxonomy places the organism in Eukaryota, Metazoa, Chordata, Mammalia, Rodentia, Muridae. The record is from RefSeq and is a predicted model, not a curated record. Gene Ontology annotation, molecular function: mRNA 3'-UTR binding. Gene Ontology annotation, biological process: mRNA splicing, via spliceosome.